CAUCAGCUCCUCGCCCAGCCCACCAAACCAGCCCCGGCGCCACCGUCCCCCCGACCAGCGAAACCGCCUCCCUCCCUUUCGCCGCCUCGCUGCCCACGCCGCUGCUCCGCUCGGUCCUCCCUCCGAGUCCUCUUCCCUCGCCGCCUCCUGGCAGCAGGCGUGAUGGUAGAGGAGAAGAGGGAGAGGGCGGAGGAGGCGUCCGAGAGCCCGCAGAAGUCCCCGCGCCUGGACCCGCUGGCUGCGGCUGGUCCUGGAUGCAGCGGCGUGUCUGCGUCUCCGACGGGGUGGAGCGAGUGGCCAUCAUCCGAGGAAGCGGAGGCGGCAACCAGCAGCGACAGUACCGUCAACAGUAUGGACGACAGCGGGCGGUGCGACCACAUACUUUUCGAUCUGGAUAUGGUGGUACGUGAUCUCAAGGUCGCAAACAAGGUCCUCAAGGAGCCUCGGAAGUGCCGGCGUCGUAGUUGCAAGACGACCUGGAAGGGAGCCAGUGAGGACGACCAAGGGAUGAUGAAGUGCAUAGACUGCGCCUAUUUUUUCUGCUCUGGGUGGCCGGUGGACAUAGAAAAUCCGCAGGGACACGCCCGCUGGCAUGCCGGCGAGCACCAGCAUUGGGUUGCUCAGUGGUGCGAUGAACCGAAUUUGGGAUACUGCUUCUUGUGUGCACGCCCUAUGAGGCUCAGUGACUGGAGCGAAGAUGACUAUGCAGUGGCGGCCAGAAACGAAAAGGAUCAGCAAAUGCCGGGGGAUAGCAUUGCAAAGGAUGGCUGGGGAACAAUGGCCAGCGUUGCAAAGGAAGGGUGCGAGACGGGGUCUGCUGAGAACCCGCAGAAACCCCCGCCCAUGGACCUUCUGUUGCUCGCGUCUGCGGCUGAGAACACUCAGAAAUACCCGCACCUGGACCUGCCUGUGUCUAAGGCGCCGGUGUUGUUGAGCGAGUCGCCAUCGACGGGGGAAGCGGAGGAGACCAGCGACUGCACAUACGACAUUGGGUCAUGCGAGCACUUGUUCAAGGACAGGGAGGAGCUGGAUGAUAUGGUGCGUGAUAUCAAGACCGCCGAGAAACCCCCAGAGUGCGAGCAUUUCCCAUGCAUGACCACCUGCACCUGGAGGGGAGCUGCUGCUGGGUUGAUGGUGUGCACGGAGUGCACCUCUACUUUCUGCACCGGGGAGAAUGGGGACAUGGAAAAUCCGCAGGGACACGCCCGCUGGCACGCCACCAGGGACUACCAUUGGGUUGCUCUGUGGUACAAUGAACCGUAUAAGGGCUACUGCUUCGAGUGUGGGCACGUUCUGAAGCUCGGCCAGGACAAGCUGAGCAAUGAUGAGUGGGCAACUGUGGCCAGAAAUAAAAGGGAUGAGCGGGCAAUGUCGGCCAGCAAUGGAUGGGAUGAGUGGGGAAAUGUGGCCGAGAGUUAUACAAAGGAUCUGUGGGCAAUAGUGACCGGGGAUGAUGCGUCUGGGUAUGCUAAUGGAAAUGGCUGUGUUAUCAGAGGGUUGCCAAAUCUUGGAAACACAUGCUACAUGAAUGCACUGCUGCAGUGCCUCCUUGCGCUCGGUGAGCUGAGGACAACAAUUUUAGGACUGGGUGCUCGGCUGGGGAGAAUUGGUCUGCACCUGAAGCAAUUGUUUGUGGAGACAAGCAGCACAAAUGAUGCCAGACGCCCGCUGGAUCCAGAGAUGCUAUUGAAAGAUAUGCGGGUGUUUAAUCCGCAGUUCAAGGGCUCUCUUAUGCAGGAUAGCCAAGAGUUUCUUACAUCUUUGCGCAGUGCUUUGGAAGAGGAGACAAAGGAACUAAACAAAUUGCAUGGGGGUGCAGAGUUUCAUACAAUUGGCAAUUCCAUUUUCAGGGGCUGGUUGCGUCAGACCUUAUACUGCAUAAGUUGCCCAACUAAAUCAGUUUUGGAUCUGCAAUUCGAUGAGCUCCAACUGGCGCUGCCAUCAAAGGAUUGUCCAGCCAGAAGUGUUACGUUACCACCAAUGACCAGAAGCCGUGGAUCUCCGACGAAGACUCGUAAGGAACUAUUCGAACAAACCGACAAGACUGAUGGAGAAAAGAUUCAUACAAUUUCUGAAGGCGGCGAUUCUCAGUUUCCUGGUUCAGAAUUUGGAGAUAAGGCCAUGGAGAAAACACCCAAGCCUUUGAAAGUUGAUUCUACUGAAGUGGAGGAUGUUGCCCACGGUCGUUUGCAGACUCAGAAAAACAAUGUCCCACGAGAGAUCAUUGAAGUGCCAAUAAAAGUUCUUGAUUUCAUUCCUAACUUGUUUGAUGACACUGAACGGAUGGAUGAAUCAAUAGUAGAUCCUCACAGUCCAGAAGGUACUGGUCCACCUCCACUUGUUGAUAUAGAAGCCGAGGAGAACACUUACUCAGUAGAACUUACUACAGAAGACAAGGGGAGAGCUCAGAGCAGUGAUAUUACUGAUGAUGAGGCAGUACAUAUGAACUCUGCUGCAUCGCUCGAGGAAUGCUUGACACUUCUUUGCUAUUGUCCGAUGGGAUGGAAAUGUGAUAACUGUUCCAAGGUUGUUGAGCUGCCGAGAACAAAUGGAAGUGAAAAUGGUGAACCGAUGAUAGCAAGUACCAAUGUAAAUCGAGCAGUUGAAGGAGACCAGACUGAAUUAUCAGACGGGAAAACAUGCCCAAGUGAACGAUCUAAUGAUUUGAAUAGCUUGUCGGUACAUUGUACUUCUCCAAAUAGACAAACACAUGGUUCAGAUGCACAUCAUCAAGUUAUUCUUUCUGAAGACAGAAUUAGUGAAGAAAUCACUUCAGGGAUGAGCUAUGAUGAAAAGAACUCGGCCUCUUGCAGCACUACCAAUAAAAAAUCUAAAAGUCAUGAAGUUGUUCAGGAAGCUACACCUAGUUCCUUUCCAACUGAUAAACAGACUGACCUGCUGAGUGCCCAGGAUAGUCAGGAUACCAGCGACCAAAAUCAAGGCAGUGGGAAGCAGGUAAAGCUGGAUGAUCAUAGUGCGCAACAAGUGGAAGAAAACCGAAUUGAGCAGAAACAUGAGACUGGUGGUUUUCAAAUACAAUUGAUUGCUAAGCUGCCACCUGUGUUAACCAUUCAACUGAAGAGAUUCACCAAUGCUCUUUCUAAAGAGAGAGGACAUGUGAGCUUUAAGGAGAUUCUUGAUGCAGGACCGUUCAUGGACCCCAGUUCCCAGGACAAAGGUAACUCCAGCUAUCGUCUAGUUGGUGUCAUUGAGCACCGUGGCCACGCCUUGAGUAUAGGGCACUAUGUUGCUUAUGUGAGGGCAGGUCGCAAGCAGCAGAGCAGUGGUUCUUCCUCAUGGGUUUGCGCAAGCGAUCGCGACAUCAAGGAAGUCCCCCUGGAAGAAGUUCUCGGGUGCGAGGCGUACAUGCUUUUCUAUGAGAGGAUGGAUGACCGAGGCAUAUGUGGGAGCCUACCCACCAACUAACCAGACCAGAUGGACAAUGAGAACGGAUGCACAAGUUUGAGAUUAGCAAGCAUGGCAAUUGCCAAGUGUAGAUAGAUACACAGAGUAGUCAUCACGUCCAAUUUUGUUGCCUUGGCUGAGUCAUUGCAAUACAACAUACAACACAAUAAGGGUCGCGUGAAUGGCGUCUCCUUGCGUGUUUCACCUUGUCA
Messenger RNA from Triticum urartu, 3617 nucleotides. RefSeq names its product ubiquitin carboxyl-terminal hydrolase 2. Gene Ontology annotation, cellular component: cytosol; nucleus. Lineage: Eukaryota; Viridiplantae; Streptophyta; Magnoliopsida; Poales; Poaceae. The record is from RefSeq and is a predicted model, not a curated record. Gene Ontology annotation, biological process: protein deubiquitination. Gene Ontology annotation, molecular function: cysteine-type deubiquitinase activity.